Dermacentor albipictus is the source of this 3461-nucleotide messenger RNA. RefSeq lists its product as uncharacterized. The record is from RefSeq and is a predicted model, not a curated record. NCBI's taxonomy places the organism in Eukaryota, Metazoa, Arthropoda, Arachnida, Ixodida, Ixodidae. Gene Ontology annotation, biological process: citrate transport. Gene Ontology annotation, molecular function: citrate transmembrane transporter activity; succinate transmembrane transporter activity. Gene Ontology annotation, cellular component: membrane.
UUCAUGAUCAUCAUCACCGACAUAAAGCACGAGACAAACCAGAAGAAGAACGUCCUCCCACGCGCGGCACUGCGUCGAGUGUCGUCGCAUAAUAGGCCUGCAAACUGUCCUCAAUCCUCUCGGUGCUGGUCGACUGCGAGCCGGCCGCCAGAACAGCCCGAUGGCGGUGCGCAUUUCGGAAAACACUCGGCGCGGCGAAAAGGCCUGGAUGCUGGUGGCGCACAUCCUGCUAUGUGCGGCCCCACCCGUCUGCUUCAGCCCGAUCCUGCUGCUGCACAACACGAAGUCCGGGAGCGCGUACUGCCUGCUCGUGGUGCUCAGCAUGUGGCUGCUGCGGCUACUUCCGCUUCCGGUGGCGACGUGCCUGCUCUCGCUGCUGCUGUUUUCGCUGAUUGGCGUUCACACACAGGACGCUGCCGCCGCCGCACACGGAUUCGGGGUUGACUCGGUGCUGCUCAUCGCGUGCUUCUCGCUGUUCGUGGCCGCCGACUCGACGACCUUGUCCCUGCGCACGGCCCUGUGGCUCCUGGGCGCGUCCGGGGCUCGCAUACGGCCCCUCGUGAUCGCUUUCAUGACGGCUUCCUUCCUGGGCGCCCUGGUCCUGCCCGACUUCCUGGUGGCCCUGGUGCUCAGCUCGGUGCUCGAGAAAGCCGUGCUCCACCUGCGAUGCAAGUUCGUCUCGCAGCAGUUUCGAUCGCCGAGCCAGGCAAAGAUGCAAAAUCGCCGGGCCACUCUGUCACCGGUCCACUACGAGCGCCUAGUGCAAGAGAUGGACAGCAUUUUGCAACGGAAGAUCCAAUCCCCACCGCCGCAGAGUGAUAUGGACAGCCCCGACAAGUCUACCGCCACGGCGACCACGCGCAGUCGAAGGGGGCGCGUCGCUCUGCCCAAGAUGGCGUCCAUCAUGGCGGACAUCUGCGGCCAUUUCACGUGCGGCGCCGCCUGGGCUGCGCUGAAGGGCCAGAGCAGUUCGCCCGAUAAGUCGCCCGACCCGACUCCGCCGCAGACGAGCGACGAACAGCACACGCAGGUGACGCUGUCGGUGCGUCCGGAGUCCACCAAGUCGGCAUCCUCGCCUUCCACGUCGACGACGCCGCCUCCUCUCGAGCAGCGGCAGCCGCCGGCCGUCGCCUCGCUCCGCGAAGGCAGCCCCGGUGCUCGGAGCUCUCCGCCGCCGUCGCCGUCUCCCGGCACGAUGCGAAGAAAGUCGUGCCCGCCCUCCACGCUGACGCCCAACGUCACCGAGCGCCUGUCGGACCUGGCGACUCGGAGGUCAGAGCGGGCCAGUACGGGCGAGCUGCAGCGCAGGAGACCCUUGUCGGAUCCCUGGAGCCCGAGUCGCCGUUCUAUCAGGAGUUCGUCGAUGGCGACUCCCACCCGAGUCCGACCCGGAGGCAGCUCUGUGGGCCGCGGCUCGAGCGUCGUGUUUCCCGCCGAAGUGGCGCCCGAGGAGCGUGAGUCGGGAAGCGUCACCGCCAAAAACUUGGCCCCCCACCGGCUCAGGGGACGGCGACUCUCCGCCAUCCAGCAGAUGAACUUCGGUGACACGGCCGACUCUCGGAGCUCAAGGAAAGUGUUGGUGCCUUGGAACUACUCCCGCGAAGACCUGACCCGCACCUCGUCUCGUGCGUCAGAAGAUAUCGAGACGGUCUCAAAUGAUAAGAUGUGUUUCACCAUCAGAAAGACCUUUAUCAUCGGAGUCGUCAUGACUUCGACGCUCGCAUCAGCCUGCGUGAAGUCAACGAGGGCACUCAUUGCAGCAGGUGUUCCCAGGUACUCUUUCAAGGUGAGCGCGCUGGUUGUGCUACCCGUGGCACUGUGCACCACACUGCUCUGUUGGACGGCGCUGUUCUUCGCAUACCUCAGCGAAUAUGACGAACUCGCACCGCGAUCAUCCACCCUCGCCAUUCGUGACGUAAUGCAAGCGAAACUGUGCAGCAUGGGCAAGAUCGAGUUACAGGAACGCUUCUGCUUCGCCAUUUGCUUGGUCGCCACGGUCGCUUGCGCUGUCAUACUAUUCACGAGCCAUGCCGAGUUGGUGACCACCGUGACGCUGGCCGCGUUCGCACUGGUGUUCGGCGUUCCCUGCGUCAGCGGCGUGCCCCUGCGGGACGUGAUCGCCCAGCUGCCCUGGAACAUCAUCCUCAUCCACGGCGGCAGCCGCUGGCUAUCGGCAGCGCUGAGGGACUCUGGGCUGGCAGUGUGGUUGGUGAGCAGCUACACGAACGAGCGAUUUCGCGACAUGUCGGCCACCUGGCAGCUGUUGGUGUUGCUGGCCGUCGCCUCGUUCAUCAACGAGGGCGGAGAGCAGUCUGGCAUGCUCACCGCUCAGCUGGUGCCAAUCAUCUCGGACAUGCCUGUUCCUUCUGCGCAGGUAGCCGAAGCACAACGCGAUCCGCUCUUCUUCGCCGUGCCCGUGGCCGCAACCUGUUACUUGCCCGUGAUCACGCCCAUCGCGCAUCUCGGACUCGUCUUCGUCUACGAGCACACCACCGCCAACGUCGGCGAGAUGGUGCUGCUCGGCCUUUUCCUCAAGGUAAUAACGACAACAGCAUUCACUUUGUCCUCCUCCAUUUACUUCGCGUUCUACCCGACGUCUACAAAUGACACAUUGACUACGUUCGUCACCGACUGACCCGUGCAUCAUUCGGUGACCCACGAAUGACAACGAAAGAACUCUAUAACCUCUUUUUGUGUGUGUAUGUGACUUGCCACUUUGGUUGACUCGUACCCCUGUUUCGCCAACAUCAUCUUCGAAAGCUUGCCGCGACAAGUACGUCCAAGUAGCUUGAAAUACAGGCGUGCACGAACGGACGUUGGCUAAUACGCAGCAAUCUACGUGCUUUCUUUUAAACUGUUUUCGGUAUGUUGUUAGCUAAGGAGAUGCACCGUGCAAUUGUGUUCAACGUACCUAUAGCCAGACGUUGUGCACACUCAACAAGACCGACGUCGCCUUUGUUGGACAUGCGUCUUCGUGGGACCUCAGUACUAUGAACAACGCGAACCGCUGGAAAGGCCCCGGUAUCCACGUACAUGACGGUUCUAAAUGUCUUCGCUCUCGUUUAAGGGCACAAGGUGGAGUUAAGGGCACAAGUUUCAAUACUGGAAACAGACAGCUUUGCUGGUUAUGCUUCUGCAACGCGAUGCAGGAGCGCUAAUGCGGCUGUGCUAUUUAAGUUUUUUUUUUUUCUCUUCAGCACAAUGCGGCAGUAGUGUAUACAAGGAAGUUUAUACUGAAAUGACUGUUACUGUGCUUUUGAUGUUUUGUUGCCACGUUGAUGGCGCGCACCCUGCAGCUUUCGACACUCGCAAGAUUGCAAAUGUAACGCGCAACAGUUAAUCUGAAGAUGUGAAUGUACUAGUGCCAUUGGAGGUAAUCUGUUUUGACGUCCCAUUUUAUAAGUAAUGUACUACUCUGUGUAUGUGUUCAUAUAGAAAAGAUUCAACCAGUGACAUAAUUC